This is a messenger RNA of Limulus polyphemus (Atlantic horseshoe crab), 1809 nucleotides long. RefSeq names its product putative protein kinase C delta type homolog. The transcript has 5 exons. The record is from RefSeq and is a predicted model, not a curated record. NCBI's taxonomy places the organism in Eukaryota, Metazoa, Arthropoda, Merostomata, Xiphosura, Limulidae. Gene Ontology annotation, biological process: protein phosphorylation. The coding region runs from base 125 to 766 and encodes 213 amino acids. Gene Ontology annotation, molecular function: protein serine/threonine kinase activity; ATP binding.
AACACCUUAUGGCCAGGUAACUAAAACACCUUUUCACAUUUUUUUUACUUAAAAAGUCGAGUUCUUAGUGUUUCUUUUAUCUUUCAGGUUUUAUGCUGCAGAGAUAGUCGUUGCUUUGAAGUUUAUGCACAAAAGGGGAAUAGUAUAUCGAGAUCUGAAAUUGGACAACAUUCUGUUGGACAGAUCGGGUCAUGUAAAAAUCGCAGAUUUCGGGAUGUGUAAAUAUAGAGUGACAGAUGAACUGAAAACUUCGACUUUUUGCGGAACACCUGAAUAUAUAGCACCAGAGAUUAUCUGCGGAAAAAAAUAUAACCAAUCUGUCGACUGGUGGUCGUUUGGUGUACUUCUGUACGAAAUGCUGAUUGGUCAAUCGCCUUUUAAUGGCGGUGAUGAGGAAGAAGUCUUUUGGUCCACUUGCAACGAAGCAGCUUAUUAUCCUCGAUUUAUCAGCAAAGAAGCGAAGGAUAUACUUUCCAAGUUACUGGAAAAGAAACCCCAGAAGCGGUUGGGAAUGCCUAACUGCUCAUCAGGAGACAUUUGUGAUCAACCAUUCUUCAGAACUGUUAACUGGGAGAAGAUUGAACAUCAAGAACUGGAGCCACCGUUUAAGCCUAAGGUGAAAAGCCCAUCUGAUUCCAGUAAUUUUGACAAUUUUUUUACAAUGGAGAAAGCAGUUUUAACUCCUGUUGACCUGCAGAUUCUAAUGUCUAUGGAUCAGUUACAAUUCAAAAAUUUCAGUUACACCAACCUUCGCAUGAUUGACUAAGUCAACCUAAAGGUGAGUUAACAGGAUCAGCUACACUGGUUGACUAGAAGUAUAUCAAAAUGUGUAUCACGAAUGAUCACCUAUCCCUUGCAUUACUGACUAGAAGUUAACCAAAACAGAUAUUGAACUAUGAAUAAGAAAAAUUUAUAUGUACAGGUUGAGUACCUUGUACUACAAUUAUUCUGGAGUUAUAACAUGCCAUUAUCUAUAUUGCCAUGUUUGAUCAUGCUCUAUUUGAUGAGGCUUCCAGUUCCUCAGUGAUAAGUCUGUGAGCUUAUAAUGCUAAAAACUGGGUUUUGAUUCCUAUGGUAGGCAGAGCACAGAUAGCCAAAUGUGUAGCUUUGUGCAUGACAAAAUAAAAUUUUUUUGAGAGAGUCUUGACAUGUCCAGCUUACAUUCCAUUAAAAAAGAUUACACGUUAAUGUUGUAAUGUUUGCUCCAUCUACUUUACUUAAGGUCAGUAGUGGUUUAAUGAAUAUCAUGGAAGCAACUUUUUGUACGUGUGACAAGUAACUUUUCUAGAACAGAUUCUUCUCAAUUAUGAAACAUGAAACCAUGUCAAAAAUGUAGUUCUGAUACAUUCUAUUCCAAUGCAAUUUUAGAUCAAAUGUGAUAGACAUGUGACUUACUUUUUUUUUAAAUAUACAUGUAUAUUUCAAAAUGUUGUUUAAAUCAUCAAAAUUGUCAGCAUUGAUGUCACUGACAAGAUGUUAGCCUGAUGAUGUAUGAAGGUCAUCACGAGGAUCAGCUAUUGAAUACCCAAAAAAAUAUCCAGGUAUAAAGACAUUAGUUAAACGAAGUUUUGCAUGAAUGUAUAGAAAAUAACUAUAAAACUGGUAAUUUUGUCCACAAUAGUGAUGCUUACACACUAUUCCAUCUACGACUACAAAAAAAAGAUGUAAUUGCAGAACAGCAUCACUUAAAAUGUUUUAUGUGCAAUGAUAACUUGUCUGAUUUAAACACUUAAGUUCUGUUUUUUAAUGAUAUUUGUCUAAGCUGUAACAACACCAGUUCUACUAUUAAAAGCAUUAAUGGAAGUAACA